UCUGUGGUUCACACUCUGAAAGAUUGCGCCUGCGUGCUCUUUAAUGAUAUCAGGUGAAUAUUACAGUGAGCGAGCCAAGGAGCUGGAACAUAAAGAGGGAGGCAGAAUAGAACUCACAUGCUGAACUCUGAUGAAACUGCCAACACAAUUGAUGUCUGUGAAGAAUCAGCAUUGGUGCAUUGGCAAAAGAUAUAACGGACAUAUGAUGUGAAUAAAUCCAAACAAUGCAAGGUCCAACACUUCCAAGCUCCAAAAAGGACAUAAAGGCAGCAUAAAGAUAACCUUGUUCACCAGUUGCCUUUUUGAUGAAAGUGGAAUUCCUUUGUCAUGUCAUUACUCACACACGCGUUGGCCUGCCUCUUCGGCAUUGGCUCAUGGAUAACCAUCAACGGGAUGUGGGUGGAGCUACCUCUGAUUGUCCCUGAGAUUCCUGAGGGCUGGUAUCUGCCCUCCUACCUCACUAUAAUUAUCCAGAUAGCCAACAUUGGCCCCCUCUUCAUCACACUCAUGCACCGCUUCAGACCAGGAGUGCUGGAUGAGCGACCUCUUAUCUACACCAUUGUGGCGGUCGGUGUGGUGGCCACCUUCCUCCUGGCUUUCUUCUGGAAACACACACUUACUUUAGGAGAUGGCGAACACAGUGCUGCCUUACUGUCUCUCAGCUUCCUGUUGUCCAUAGUGGACUGCACCUCCUCAGUCACCUUUCUACCCUUCAUGAUGCGUCUGCAGCCCAAGUACCUCACCACCUACUUCAUUGGAGAAGGUUUAAGCGGGCUGGUCCCAGCAAUAGUGGCUCUUGUCCAAGGUGUGGGGGUGGUCCACUGUAAAAAUGCUAGUGCUAUUGCAAAUUUUAGCAUGGGGAACUCAUCGUGGGGUUCUGUUGGAGAAUUACAAGCACAAUACCAGAAGGCCAACUUCUCUGCUCAGGUUUUCUUCUUGUUCCUUAGUGCUAUGAUGAUAGCGUGCCUGGGCGGCUUCCUGUUGCUCAACCAUCAUCCAGCUGUGGCGUGGGAACACAAGAGCAAAGAUUAUGUUGUUGAGUCUCAGCGGGUGGAGAAGAUUGAUAUGAGCCAAUCCUUGAAGAGGGAAAGUGUGGAACAGAGGCCCAUGUUAAAUUCUCCAGAAACCCUGGUGAUACACCACAGGACAUUUGGAAAAGAAACCUACAGCAGAACAGAGCUGGUCUUUAUUUUUGUGGUUCUGGCCUGGGUCAAUGCAUUGACCAAUGCAGUUCUACCCUCAGUCCAGUCUUACUCCUGUUUGCCUUAUGGAAAUCAGGCCUAUCAUCUAGCAGCAACCUUGUCCGCAGUAGCCAAUCCGGUGGCCUGCUUCAUUGCCAUGUUGGUACCAAUCAGGUCUUUAAUGCUGAUGGGGGUUCUAACAGUGACUGGCACAGGGUUUGGAGCAUACAUAAUGGCUAUGGCAGCGCUAAGCCCUUGCCCUCUGCUCAUCCAUCAUGACCUAGGAGCAGCACUCAUUGUCUUAACAUGGGUCAUUUUUGUCCUAACUUUGUCCUAUGUGAAGGUGAUUAUUGGGGUGAUCUUGCGAGAUGAAGGUCACAGCGCCCUUGUGUGGUGUGGAGCUGUGGUGCAGCUUGGCUCUAUGUUAGGUGCUCUAUCUAUGUUCCCUUUGGUUAGUGUUUAUACACUUUUCCAGUCAGGAGAUCCCUGUAACACUAAGUGCCCCAAAUAAAAACAAGUGUUGUUCUGAUGGAUUCAGUGUACAACUCUGUGUUAGUGAAUAAACGGCAAACAUGAAGAAACACAUUAGAAUGUUACAGUAAUGACCAGUUACCUUAUACAUUAUUAUUAUUUUACAUAGCUCAUAUCCUAGCAACUGUAUUGUUCCAAAAACAUUUAUAAAAUUAUUUUCCUUUUGGUUUUCAUAUAGUUUGUGUACUGGUACAUAAACCAUAAACAAGCCUACCUAGCAAUAAGUCCCAUACAGUUACAGUGUUACUGUUAUCAAUUAUGACAAUUUUGUUAUAUUUGUUUGCUAUACUUGAUAUGUAAUGUUUUAUUGAAUGCUACUGAAGUUGUCAUUUUUUUUUUUUUUUUUUUCUGGAGAAGAUAUGAUGCUUAAAAAAUAGAUUUUUUUUGCCUCGUUCUAUGAACAGAAUCCACAAACGGUCGGAAAAGACCCCCUGCUAUUUUUUUAUCUUGUUUAGGAAAAAAAGUUAAAAAAUCAAGCUAAUUAAUUCCUGAACUGUUGUGGUUAUGUUAAAAAUCCACUUGGGUCAAUCCAACUUAUAUAUAAAAAUUUUACAUAGUGAGGAUGUCUUCAAAAAUAACGCCAUUAAUAGUUUUCAUUUAUCAGUUAACACCAUAUUUAGUCCAGUAAACAUAAUAAUAAUAAUUUAAAAAAAAGCUAAAUCAAUAUUCGGUGUGACCACCUUUGUCUUCAAAACUGCACCAAUUCUCCUAGGUACACCUGGACACCGUUUUUCUUGGUUGUUGGCAGAUAGGAUGUUCCAAGCUUUUUGGAGAAUUCACCACAGUUUUUCUAUUUAUUUAGGCUGUCUCAAUUACUUCUGUCUCCAUGUAAUUCCAGACUGACUAGAUGUUCAGUCAGGGGCUCUAUGGGUUCCAUGCCAUCUGUUGAAGGGCUCUCUGUUCUUCUAUUCUAUUUGCAAAAGAAAUGUUUGGGAGUCUUAUAUUAACUUCAUGGCAUUCAGGGUUGGGAAGUACAGAAUACAUGUAACGGUGAUACAUAUUUAAAAAACAAAAUAUAAGUAACUAUAUUCCACUACAGUUGUUGGUAGUUAAAAUUCAGUUACAUUCAAAAAGUAUUUUGAUUUCUGAAGAGAUUACUUUGCAUUUUAUUGUCAUGUGUUUCAUUAUAUAUUUAGUCUAUUUAGUUAAACUAAAUUUAGUUGAACAGCAGGUGAAGUGAAACACUUUCCUUAUGAUGUGUUACAUUCAUACAAGCAGAAAGAGGGCAAGCAGGCUUGUAUUUUCAUAAGAAUAAAUUAUUUUUAUGAGAAAUACUAAUCAAUGUAGCCUGUAGCAUCAUAUAGAUAGCUUCAAAAAAUAGAUUUUUUUGCCUCGUUCUAUGAACAGAAUCCACAAACGAUCGAAAAAAAAUAUGUUUUUGUGUACACUGUGGGGUUUGAAGUAAGUUUGGAUAAUCAGAAAUAAUUCUUUGUGUAAACUGCCAUGUAAACAUUUGGCGAUAUGUCAAGGUAAAAUGGCAUUUCUAGCCAUUAGAUGCUCCUGUUACCAGUUGCGAUAAAAUAUCUGAAUAUUGAAUUCUAUCAAGAAAAUCCAUGUCAGAUUUUUUUUUUUUUUUCCUCUAGUAAGACCUUUGAUAUUAGUGCAAAAAUGUACUGCAAAAAUAUUACUCUUAAAAUUUUUAUAUUUUUUUCCUGUAAAAUAAAUAAAAAAUCCUUAAAAUAGAAGAUACACUGCAUAAAAUAGUUAAGCUGUUUUAGAGCAUGUAUUUAAGUGUAUUUUGUUUACUGUACUGGCAGAUUUUUUUCAGUUGUUUAUAAUCAAAAACAAGUGGAAAAAAAUCUGCCAGUGCUAAAGAAGUAAACCAAAGUAUUUAGAUUAUGUUAAUGACGAUGAGUAAUCUAACAGAAUAUGUUAUAAAUGACAUUUUACAGUAAUCUGUAGUGGAAUUCAUUUUAAAAGUAACCCUCCCAACCCUGAUGGCACUGAUAUCUACAUUUUAUCAUUUGUCACUAUACCCUAAUUACUUAUAAUUACACUACACCAAUACUAAUUAUACUACUUAUAGAAACUAAUUGAACCUGAAACUGAUGGUCUUGUUGAGUCUUCUUAUUAAUAAUCACUUGAUGAACUUGUUUUUGAACACAGUCCAAAUUUCAAUUUCAUAAUAUUGUUGCUAGAGUUGUUGGGUAAACAAAUGAACACAAAACCACACUGGGAUACAUUAAAGGUGUACUUAGGAACUUUUGUCUUUGUGUCAUCUUUUACUUACACUGACACCCAGUGGCUUGGAUGCAGCAUCAUUUAUAAGGGUCAUGAAAUGCUCUUUUUUAUAUAUAUAGUUUUAUUAUCUUCCCUGAGGUCCACUGAUAAUGUUAGUAAAGUUUUUUUUGCAUUAAAACAGUCAUAAUUUAGUAAUAUAUUAUCAUUGUGUAUGGGAUGAAUAUAGUAUCAAAAUUCACAAAUGCAUAAACACUUAUCCAUCUAUUCGAUAAAUGUCAUACGUGCAUCUUACUAUCCACACACACAUUCGAUAAAUGUCAUACAUGCAUCUUACUAUCCACACACAAAUGCCUUUCAACUUGUGUCUGUGAAAUUCCAAAUUAAAUGAAUGUGCACCUUGUUUGUUAAAUGUGAGCCAAAAUCAUCACAAUUAAAAGAACCAAAGACUUAAACUACUUCAGUCUGUGUGCAUUGAAUUUAUUUAAUACAUGAGUUUCACAAUUUGAGUUGAAUUACUGAAAUAAAUGAACUUUUCCACGACAUUCUAAUUUAUUGAGAUGC
Myxocyprinus asiaticus (Chinese sucker) is the source of this 4454-nucleotide messenger RNA. Its product is annotated as solute carrier family 52, riboflavin transporter, member 3-B-like. The coding region runs from base 328 to 1692 and encodes 454 amino acids. The record is from RefSeq and is a predicted model, not a curated record. Gene Ontology annotation, cellular component: plasma membrane. Gene Ontology annotation, biological process: riboflavin transport. Gene Ontology annotation, molecular function: riboflavin transmembrane transporter activity. Lineage: Eukaryota; Metazoa; Chordata; Actinopteri; Cypriniformes; Catostomidae. The transcript is spliced from 5 exons.